Messenger RNA from Hibiscus syriacus, 918 nucleotides. RefSeq lists its product as uncharacterized. The record is from RefSeq and is a predicted model, not a curated record. Bases 1 to 918 code for a protein of 305 amino acids. The transcript has 2 exons. Lineage: Eukaryota; Viridiplantae; Streptophyta; Magnoliopsida; Malvales; Malvaceae.
AUGGAAGCUAAUGGAUUUAUCGGAGGAAUCUGGAUCUUAUGGAAAGAUACAGUGCAAAUUGAAAUUAUGAAUGUGUUUCCACAAUACGUGCAUGGACGGGCACAAGAGGAGGGGAGCACUAAAUGGCUAUACUUCACAGUUGUAUAUGGCAGCCCACAGGUGACAAAAAGGAAAGAGUUAUGGGAUCGACUAGCAGCCCUAAAUCCGGGGAAUAUGGAAGCAUGGAUGUUGGACGGAGAUUUCAACGCCACAUUGCGAUUGGAAGAGAAACAAGGAGCAAAUCGAGGAAACGGUACUAGCAAAGGCUUCCAAGACUUUAUCUUCAACUCCGAACUAAUGGUGGUCGAAUUUAGAGGAUCGGAAUCUACAUGGAAACGCGAAAAUCUUUGGAAAAUACUAGAUCGGUUCCUCUUUAAUGAAAAAUGGGCUGCUCUUUAUCCCAUGUCCAUCGUUACACACCUAGACCGUGUAGGCUCGGAUCAUUGCCCAUUGCUCUUCCACUCUCCAAAAAUAACAGGUCGUACCUCAGAAAGACCAUUCCGCUUCAUUGCCGCAUGGAAAAACACCCAGAAUUUCCAAGCUAGUACGCGAUUUUCAAAACCAAAGUCAACAGCUGGAACAGUUCAGUCUUCGGCUAUAUCGGAAAACGAAGAAGCAAUUGCUUGCAAGAAAAUAUACUCGGAGAGACUUGUACAAUUAGACGCGGAGCUAAGAACACAAUCAGACGAAGUUCUCGAACAAGAAAAAAGCCUAUGGAUACAGAAGUCAAGACAACAAUGGAUACGCCAUGGGGAUAAAACACGCGCUUCUUCCAUGCUAACACCAUGCACCGAAGGAGGACGAACUACACCCCAAAACUCAAGCUCCAAGACGGUAAAUGGUGCUCGGACCAAGACCAACUACGAAUUAUGGCAGUAG